Molecule: messenger RNA, 999 nt
Organism: Anisakis simplex (herring worm)
Lineage: Eukaryota; Metazoa; Nematoda; Chromadorea; Rhabditida; Anisakidae
Source: the annotation of a GenBank genome assembly
AUGGAUUCACAUCCAUCAAUGAGCAUUGACCGAUUAAUUUCAGCUGCCAAGUUUAUUGAGCAGGCCAAUUCCAUUCUUCAACGAAAUGCAUUGGAUCAAGAGGACGACUGUCGUCUAAAUUCAACGAUCGGAAAGCAACGUGUACUACCGCGUCGUUCGUUCCUAAAAGCCUCAACGUCUGAAGCUGAUCAUCACCCACCGAACUCACGUUCAACCUUUAGUCUAGCACCGUCACCCUACGCAACAACUGCAAACGCUGCACCUCGUCAUAGUCGGUACGAAAAUUCAUCACUUUAUGCAUGCGUUGAUUCAUCAUCGUUCACGUGCUCUGCACAUGAUUUAUUACCGCAUGAUAGAGGGCCAUUCCAUAUCGAUCACGCAAUGUGUUCAGUAGCUGACAGUAAUGUGUUUGGUAAUGCUUGCAGAGCGGCUCAUAAUGAACUCGAGAAAACCAGACGUGCCAAUCUACGUGGUUAUCUGGACAAAUUGAAGAGUAUUAUACCAGCCAGUUGUGAAAGUACGCGUUAUACAACGCUAUCAUUACUUACACAAGCUCGUGACUACAUUAUGGAUCUCCAAGAAAGAACGCAUAAGGCGGCCGAGGAAAGAAGCCGUCUGAAACAACGUCGGUUAGAACUUCAAGCUCUCAUUGAGAAAGCACGAAACGGCGCCGACAGUAGAGCAGCGAUACGUCCUGAGAGCGCAAGCACCAUCUCAGCAAUCGACGAAAAUGAAGAACGUUUUUCAACCAGUCCAGUCUACCUUGAAUAUAGUCCAUCAGCUAAACCAGCGUUAUCGGAUGGUGGAUCGUCGCCGCCAACAAGUGCCUUAAUUCGCACCCCUCCCGUUGACCCUUACCUCGAUGGUCUUCUGCCUGCGUUGCCGUUAUUCUAUCCUCGCAUCUCACUUUAUCCCUACCUCGAUAUCAAGACACAUCCGAUUGUUUCAUCUUUUUCGAAUAACUCAACUUUGCUACCCGUUCCAAGUGCUGUGCUGUGA